Fusarium venenatum is the source of this 1443-nucleotide messenger RNA. The record is from RefSeq and is a predicted model, not a curated record. Lineage: Eukaryota; Fungi; Ascomycota; Sordariomycetes; Hypocreales; Nectriaceae.
AUGAUCUCAAACGAAUCCGAGUUCGUUGGCUGGAUGCCCUCACCAGAUGGAAGAGGCACCUAUGAUAUAAUAUUUACAUGCCUGGUCACAACAUUUCUAUGCUGUUGGACUUCUGUGUACACCAACAUACCCGCACCAGGAGACAGUGUUUGGACUUCAAUUAGGGACAAACUUGGGCUUGCAUGUCUGGGAUUACUUGGUCCCGAAUUCAUUAUAGUCCAUUGGGCAAAAGUCUUCGGCAUGAAGAUCAGUUGUGCGGGACAUAAUCAUUGGACUAUCACUCAUGGGUUCUUCGCGGAUAUGGGUGGGUUUGUACUCAGAGCUGACGGUCUCUCACAACCAAUACCCCUCAACGCCGAACAGCUAUUUUAUCUAGUAGAUAAAAAAUAUGUGGAUUGUCCUGACAUAACUGCUGGAGAACUCAAAGAUAGGAAUAAGUCGGAUGGGUUAGCAAGGCUCAUUACCAUUUGGCAAGGGACUUGGUUCCUCAUUAGCUUCAUUGCGCGCUUGAUUCAGGGACUCCAUGUGACGACAAUGGAGCUCACGGCAGUGUCGUUCGUGGUUAUUCUUUUUGGGACUGCCUGGUGUUGGAAAGACAAGCCAAGUGAUGUGGGCACGACCAUCACUCUUCACAGCUCUGCCAGUAUGGAGACCAUUAUAUUAAAGGAGGGACGCCAACCAGAUCAGCCAUACUAUCAAACACCUCUGGAGUUCGUUAGCAGAGAUGAAACGGCGCUCAACCUGGCUUGGCAAUAUUAUAACGAAUUAUCACGCAAGAUCCUCUUCUCCCCCUUCUCACGCCGCGUCGAACAUGUGCCAUGGGACAGGAACCCAGGCGACAUAUUCCUCCGAAUGGACUUUGAUUUAGAACUCGUGGGAGUCGCAUUCAUCCUUGUCUUCUGUGUAGUCUUUCUUUCUGCAUGGAACUUUGCAUUUCCUACCACAGUAGAGCGCGACUUUUGGCGCGUGGCUAGUAUUUACAUGCUGGCGUAUGGCUUUGUCGGGUCGCUCUGGAUGGAGUUGUGUAUGUGGAUCUUUAUACCACAGAACCGUCUCACCGAGGGCCUUGAGCCAAGUCUUGUCGAGCAAGAACUAGCCAAGAGGCCUCACCCUGUCCAAGACUGGCAUCAUCGGUUCCAGCAAUGGAAAAAGAGUCGAAAAGGCAAGAAACAGGGAAGCAGAGAUCGGGAUGGCGAUUAUCUGGUGCAGAAACGGCCGGCGCGAGGUGUUGUUGACUUUCUCAAAAGAUCGCACAAUAUUUCACACGGUAAAGAUCCUUAUAUGGGCGUUCAGGUUGGAUUCAUUAUCGUUACAUCUCUCUUGUGCAUUGUUUACUGUGUGCUUCGAGUGUUUAUCUUUGUGGAGGACUUUAUCGGAUUGAGAGCAUUGCCGCCGAGUGCGUAUGAGACGGUCGAGUGGACAAAGUUUAUCCUACAUAUAUAA